Aspergillus niger is the source of this 378-nucleotide messenger RNA. RefSeq lists its product as hypothetical. NCBI's taxonomy places the organism in Eukaryota, Fungi, Ascomycota, Eurotiomycetes, Eurotiales, Aspergillaceae. The record is from RefSeq and is a predicted model, not a curated record. The transcript is spliced from 5 exons. Bases 1 to 378 code for a protein of 125 amino acids.
AUGACGGACGAGGCGCGAGGGGGAAUCCGAAUCGGGCACAGCACCAACAACGAUGAGGAUAAAGCCGGUGACAAGUCUCAUCCUGAAGUUAGCUCCGUAGAUACAUACAAACUUAGCUCCGAGAUGGGCUCCAGCUCCAGCUCCAGCUCGGAAAUGGACCUUCCCCUUCUAGGAGGUUCUCCGGAUUGCGACAGAGUACUAGGCAUACUAGGCAGCUGCGGUGUAAAACCAAGCACACGACACGAACCUGUCCAUAUGGAGCAUCAUAAUCCUGGAAUUCAUCUCAUCGGAGAUGCAAGGGAUAUUAUUGAUAGUGUCACUGACAAGGGUCAUGUCAUGAACCAACCCGGUCAUUCAAUCCAGGCACGACUGGGCUGA